AUGGGCGGUGCCGCCGAAUUCCCAGAUAGAGCUUCCUCCCCGUUAAAACGACGCGCCUCCAGUAUGGAACCUGAUAUUGCAGACCAAGAUGCAACUGAAGAUGUCGAUAUGAUUACGGCGCCACCGUCCGAUGCUCCGGACACAUCUAAACCCGAACAACUUAACGGUCACGUUGCAACCGAUGCAGGUCCCGCAGUAAAUGGCCAUGCCGAUGCGACGGUUGAGGAAAGUGUUGAGCCGAUGGACAUAUCACCAUCACGUCAACCACCGGAAUCUAUAGAGGCCCAUGUGAAAGCCAUUAGAGUAUUUGUGGAAGAGCAAAACACACGCCCACUUACGGAAGGCCAGGAGUGUUUCUUGGUCUCAAAAUUGUGGCUGGCUAACGUGCCGGACGAUUUAUCACCAAAACACACCAUCGAGGACUGGGCCUCGAUACCACCAGUAGAUAACUCGGAUAUCAUUCAAGAGGUUAUAGAUGAUCCUUGUGUUGGUAGUGGCGUGGUAGAUGUUCUAAAGAAAAGGUUCGUUCGGCUGAAACCGGGUUACGAUUCGGAACAAUUUGAACCUUUCCCUAAAGAUGCCUGGGAUCUUCUUAUUAAAUGGCCCGGGUUGAAAGAGGACCAAAUGCCUAUUCUCCGUUUGGCACAUGCUACAACAGACGAUGGCAAAAAUGUUAUGUGGGAAUGGCAUCCGCCUGUACUCGCUAUACAUCGACUCUGGUCUGCUAAUAAAGCGGACGCACUAGUCCAGUAUCCCAAGGAUAUCUCACACGUGGUAGAGCAAAAUCUGUGCGUCAGGAGCGUUGAGGAAUUAACAAAGUAUUUCCUUUCGGGAGAGUGGGAAUUAGAACUCAAUAAGGAAAAUGUCCUCUCUCACAAUGGCGAUGUGGCUGCUGCUUAUGCCCACUUACUGAAAGAAUUUUAUAAAGAUUCGUCGCCGGGUUCCGUCUCACCCCGCCAAUUUAAAACCACAAUCGGUCGAUACUCUACGGGAUUUUCGGGUUAUGGUCAGCAAGACUCACAAGAGUUUCUUGGAUUUUUGCUGGAUGGGUUGCAAGAAGAUCUUAGUCGGAUCAAGAAGAAGCCUUAUAUCGAGAAGCCGGACUCGACCGAUGAAAUGGUUAACGACCCUGCCGCAAUCCGAGAGAUGGCAGCUAAAGUAUGGGACAUUACCAAGAAACGUGAUGACUCCGUCAUAGGCGAUUUAUUCACUGGCUUAUACAAAUCGACACUAGUUUGCCCGGAAUGUCAGAAGGUUAGCAUUACAUUUGACCCGUUCAAUAAUCUGACCUUACCUCUCCCCGUGGAAAAUAAGUGGAGUCACACCGUCAGAUUCUUCCCCUUAAAUGAUCGGCCAAUCGACAUCAGGGUCGAGCUUGACAAGCAUGCCAGUAUCAAAUCUCUGAAGGAGUUCCUGUCUACCAAAACCGGCGUGCCGGCCGAACGUUUGUUUGGCGCAGAAGAAUGGAAGGGCAGGUUCUAUAAGUAUUAUACUGACGUCUCCUGCGCCUCGGAAGAGAUUGCACACAACGACAAUGCUUGGUUCUUCGAGCUGGAGGCUAAGCCUACAAACUAUGGUGCUAAGCCGCAUAAACAGCAGAAGUACGGAGUAGCAGUCAGAUCCAUGGUUGAGGAGGAGGAGCACAAUGCUUCAGCUUUGUGGACCGACGAGCAGGCUGAGAAACUGCUUGUCCCCGUCUUCCACCGGCGUCCAGCGCCUCCGAAAUCUAGUUUUCACCAGGAUAGAUGGGUACAGGCUUGCGCCCCUCAUUUUGUUAUCAUCACGCCCGAAGAAGCUAAGAGCGAGGAUGCCAUUCGCCGCAAGGUCCUAGAAAAGGUUGUAACAUUAACAACAAAAUUCAAUACGGAGGAUUCAGAGGGGUCUGAUAACACUGAUCUCGAUAUUGUAGGGACAAGCUCUGACACAGGUUCCUCUAAUGGAGGUAGGGUUGUUGCCCAAUCCGUUAAAGGCGAGGAUGACAUAGUUGACAUACAGAUGAAAGAUGGCGGAGUCCGAAGCAACCCUUCGGGCAAGCAGUUCUGUAACAAGAGGCCGGAUUGGAUAGAUUUAGAGGGGUUUCUCCCCCCUACUCAUCAGAAUUUGUUUGAUAUCUGCUACUACUCGGAAUCGGGAGCAUGGUUACCGACUGGCAUGAGCGGCAUCAACGACGACAGGCAAUAUCCGAAGCUCUCGGCCAGAGUUCUACCCGAGUGUUUAUCGGAAGACCAGUUCGAUAAUGCAACCAAUGGCACGGCCUCUAAUGAAGAGUCCAGUUCAGACGAAGCGCCGCGACGAAGUAUUGAUCAGUCCUACACACGCAUGCAAGACGAAAGCGACGACGAGGAUGCUAGCCCGAUUAUUAAGUCAAACCACCACCGUUCUAAGCAGAAUGGGCGGGCCAAAGGCAAAAACAAGCAACAGAAACAACAUAAAUCAUUCAAAAACCACAGCAAGGGGACCAAGAAGAAGCUACGUCAGCAGCAGCAACGCCAAUCAAAGGAGAAGCAUCACAGCAUAGAACUGGAAGAUUCAUUUAAUAUAGGCGAUCCUGUUCCCGAUGGAGGUCCCUUGAUCCGCCUCAAGGAAGCUCUCAUUAUUGACUGGUAUGAUGCUGCUUAUGAUCGCACCUUUACUGAUAGUAGCACACCAGCCAAUGACAACUCACUCGCAACAUGGAUUGUCUGCGAGACUCUACCAGACCCCGAGCUGGACAAAGCCCAAGCAGCUCGGACUAGGAGUCGUAAGAACGGCAUCUCUCUCGAGGCAUGUCUUGACGAGUUUGAGCGGGAAGAAAUCCUUUCUGAACAAGACAUGUGGUAUUGUCCUCGCUGCAAAGAGCACAGGCGUGCUAGCAAGAAAUUUGACUUAUGGAAAACUCCAGACAUUCUCGUCAUUCAUUUGAAGAGAUUUAGUUCUAGUGGUUUCAGAAGAGACAAAUUAGAAGUUUUGGUCGACUUCCCUCUUGAGAACCUGGACAUAACUUCUCGGGUUCUCCAAAAGGAAGAUGGGAAACAGGAAGUUUACGAUCUGAUCGGAGUUGACUGCCACUGGGGCGGCCUAGGAGGCGGUCACUACACUGCUCAUGCGAAGAACUUUGUAGAUGGCCACUGGUACACAUAUAAUGAUUCGUCGGUAUCGCGAGCGUCUCCUGAUAGAAUUGUCGACUCGUCUGCGUAUCUGCUAUUCUAUCGUCGACGAUCUGAAAUCCCCCUUGGUGGGCCUCGCUUCCAGCAAAUCUUGGAAAAGUUCCAAGAUGAUGGUUCCGACGGUGAACUCCCUGAUUCGGGGGAAGAUCAGCGUCUCGGCGGAGGCUUCUCCCAGACUGGGUCGUCGAGCGCGUUACAAGGAGCAGGAGCUACUCACCCGCGCGGAAGCACUGGUGGUAAAUCGACAAAUGGCUUUACCGUGAAUAACGCAAAUAGUAGCUGGGACAUCAAGACUAUCGACGAUGUCCUCGAGCAUCCCUCCGAAGAUGUCCACCGAAGCAUCGAAGAGGACGAGGGCAUAAGCUUAACCGAGGACACAGUACAACCAGCAGGUUUCCAACCGCUCACAAAUGGUAAUUCUUGGAGCUUUGACAACCUUGUGUCUAACGAUAUCGCGGAUAUUGAAAACCCUCCCUCGGAGAGUCCCCUUGACUCGGAUGCGGCCUCGGAUGCGGCACAACACGAUUCAUCUGGUGAUGAACGGGUGCUUAGUCCCCGUGAGAUGGAUUUCGAGCCAGACCACGAGCCAGAAUAUCCGGGGAUGUCGCAUUAUGAACUGUCACAACCCGAGACCAACCUGCCCUCGUAUAGCGAAAUUCCACCCCCUGACUACCGAGGUGAAAUGACCCAGGACGAUAUGCACCAGAUUUGGGAUCAGAAUAACACGAUCCACAAAGUUGCACCUGAGGGUGAGAAUGAUGCGGGUUCCGAAGACGCAGCGGAAAUCCACAUCGGUGAAGACGAUAAGAUUAAGCUCACCUAG
Molecule: messenger RNA, 3969 nt
Organism: Daldinia childiae
Lineage: Eukaryota; Fungi; Ascomycota; Sordariomycetes; Xylariales; Hypoxylaceae
Product: putative ubiquitin carboxyl-terminal hydrolase 12
Exons: 7
Coding region: 1-3969 (1322 amino acids)
Biological process (GO): protein deubiquitination
Molecular function (GO): cysteine-type deubiquitinase activity
Source: RefSeq, a predicted model, not a curated record